AUGGGGUUGCCCGCUGCAGCGCUGAGUGGACAGCCCUGCAGGGUCGCAGCAGCGGUCAGUGCAGACACCGGCAGUACAGACGCUUUUCUUCCCAUCUUCCAGUUCCAUGAGGUGCUCAGGUUGUGGAUCAGCCUGUUUGACAAGGAAGUCUCUCUCCCCGUUUGCACCCAGGCAACCGCGUCUCGACCCUUCUUUUCUUUCUCUUUUCCUCUUCAUGUCCGCUAUCCAAAGCGCGAUUCUCGCUUUCUGAGGACUCCCUCGCAACCACACACAGUAGCAAGCAAAGAAGGUUCCUUUCGGGUGGCACCACGCGGCUCAACUUACAGCAGACGUGCAACCAUGGCGCCGGCUUCCCUGUCCGCGCUUCCGAAUGAGCUCCUGGAGUUCAUCAUCGAGGACCUCGACCGCCUCAAGGACAUUGCAUCCCUUGCGCGCACCGACAAGCGGCUCUAUGAUGCGGCAAACUCCUAUCUCUACCGGCGCGCCGCCGAGCGUGGUGAUGCAUGGCCGCUGGCCUGGGCCGCGCAGUGCGGCAUGGUCAAGACGCUUAAAAUGGCACUCGCCGUCGGUCUCGAUCCAAACAUCCAGCUUGUUGAUCAACUUCCGUCCAGUGAAUGGCAAAAGGCCACUGCCACGGCCAAGAGCGCUGCCCUUGGGAAUGCCGAUGACUGUGUGUGGGAAUCUGACAACGAGUGCGAGUCCAAUGCCGUGGUGGAGUGGUCCCUCGACGCCGAAGAGAGCGACCAUGCCACCACCCUCGAUACCAACCAGCCUUCCAGCAGCAUUGGAGCCUCGGACCAUUGGGGCCACGCCGAGGAUUCCGAGUCGGAUAGCGAGAGUGAUGUGUUGAUGGACGACAUGAUGUCUUCCGACACCGACGAUUCCACCUCGAGCUUCGACGGCCACUACGGAGCAGGUCUUGGCCCGAGGAUUCCCACCCGGAGCCCAGGCACCGUGACCCGUCGGUUUCAUCCCAUCCACCUUGCCGUCAGAGGUGGUCACACGGAGAUCGUCCAGAUUUUGCUCGAUCAUGGAGUGUCGGUCAUCGCCUGCUCAGAAAACUUCUGCGGCUGCACCCACCUAUAUGGUGUCCUCAACGCGCUAGAGUCGCCCGAGAAUUCGCACGUCCCUCAUUGGUCACCCUUACACAUCGCCAUUUGCCAUUCCCGCUCAGAUGUGGCCCAACUUUUGCUGUCUCGCGGGGCAACUCCCGCCAUGGACCUGUGGAAUCCCCAUGGUGAGCAUCGGGGCCUCGAGGAUGGCGCCACAGCUCUGCAUCAUGCAGCCGCCAUGGGCCUGACAGACGUCGUCCGGUACCUUGUGGACAAUAAAAUCCAGACCAACGUGGAUGUCAAGGACAACAAGACGCUAACACCCUUGUAUCAUGCCUACGCCAAUGGCCGGUUCGACUCCACGCUGCCGCUUCUCCUGGAGCUUGGCGCAAACAUCAACGUCGAAACCAAGAUGUACAUCCCGUACACCACCAUCACGCCUUUGGGUGAGGCCUGUCGACUUGGCGCUUUUCAGGAUGUUGACAAGAUGGCCGAGCUAGGAGCGGAUGUCAAUCGUGGCUUCAUACUCACCACUAACGGCGGUGGCUUGUCGCCGCUUCACAUGUGCAGCAUGCCGUCUGCUCGACCGGCAGGCCAGAGUCCUCUCGAUAUUUGCGAGGACGAACGGGCGAUUCCCCGGAUGAGAACAAUGCAAUCUCUGGUCUCUAAGGGCGCCGUAGUGGAUGCCAAGGACUGUUACGGGGACACGCCGCUCAUGGCCGCUGCCCAGCACUGUAACGUACCUGCCGUCAAGGCCCUCAUCAAAGCAGGUGCCGAUGUCCACGCACGAAACGCCAUGGGCCGAACCGCUCUGAUGCAGGCCAUCGUGGGUCCUUCGAACAAGGCAAUGGCUCCGGCCAAGGUGAAUCACAAUGCCCUGGCUCAGACCAUGCGAGCACUGCUCCACGCCGGCGCUCGCAUCGACGAAACCGACCUAGAUGGAAGCUCAAUGCUGCAUCUUCCUUUUAGACGACAGAAAUCGUACGAUGAGCUCCAACUAUUCACCCUGCGCUUCUUUCUCAACCUUCCGGGGAUCGAGAAGCUCUUUUCCAUCACCGACAACCGAGGCUGGACGCCGUUCGUGAACGCAUUCAUGACGCCCAACAUUGCUGCCUGCGAUAUUUUUGUGCGCAAGGGAUGUCUCCGCAGCGGCCUCGAGCCUGAUAUUCUCAAGGAUCUGUUUCGAUAUGCUGUUAAGGAUGCCCCGACGGCUUCCAUGGACAGUCUGCUCGAGAUUGUUUUGGAUCUCGAUACAGACAGGCUGUUGACUUCAGAUCCGUCCUUAUUCAUGACCAUGUUUAACCAGGCAAACCAACGUGCCACUCGAGCAAUGGAGACAAUUGCGCGACGCGGACUUCCUCAAUUCACCCCUGUCGAUUCCACACGUGUCCUGUGCCACGCACUGCGGACGAUGGAGCUGUCAGUCGCUUACUCCCUGAUCGAUGCCGGCGCCAGCGUCAACACUCCCGACGAAUCGGGCGACUAUCCAUUAGCCUUGUUUGUCAAGAACGCCAUCAUGCAGUCUCCAGCUUUGGCCAUGCCGUCGGCUGAGCAGCUUCUGCUCGCUUUUCUUCACCACGACGCCAAUUUCCAUCUGCCCAUUCGCCCCGGCUCGUCUGAGAGGAUCUUGAACCGAGUCAUCGCCUUGGAGGCAGAAGAGGCGCUGACCUUAAUAUUCAAGAUUCAGCCCCUUUCAAACGACCCACGUGCUGCCAACGGCUUUUACUUGCAUGGCGCCCUUUCCCUUGCGGCCGGCCAACGUCUGUGCAACGAGAAGGUCAUUGAUCUCAUCCUCGCAGCGGGCCCAGACUUGACCGAAGUAAACCGGGCAGGAGAUACACCCUUGUCUGUCCUCCUGAAAAGUCUUUGCCGGGAACGACGGUGGACAUGGAAAUAUCACCGCUUCAUCAGGGCUUUGACGAGCCCUGGCUUGGACAUCAAUCGUCAAAACAUUGAUCGCAAGUCUAUUGUAGAUUACCUUGAGGAUCUCAUGCACCCAAAAAAUGGAGGUGCUGGUCAAACCACUUUCUUGACGCGUCGGCUUCGCCUGGUUGACCUUGAGGGAGGCGGCAAAGCGCUCAAGUUCCUGCCUCGUCCACAGAAGAGGAUUAGACCGAGAAACAUUGUGGACUCUUGA
This is a messenger RNA of Podospora pseudocomata, 3189 nucleotides long. RefSeq lists its product as uncharacterized. The coding region runs from base 1 to 3189 and encodes 1062 amino acids. The record is from RefSeq and is a predicted model, not a curated record. Gene Ontology annotation, molecular function: protein binding. Gene Ontology annotation, cellular component: cytoplasm. The transcript has a single exon. NCBI's taxonomy places the organism in Eukaryota, Fungi, Ascomycota, Sordariomycetes, Sordariales, Podosporaceae.